Molecule: messenger RNA, 612 nt
Organism: Protopolystoma xenopodis
Lineage: Eukaryota; Metazoa; Platyhelminthes; Monogenea; Polystomatidea; Polystomatidae
Source: the annotation of a GenBank genome assembly
GAUUUGGUCAUGGGUCAGACGGCACAAGGCGAUCCACUGCGCGACUCUAUGCGGCUCCUCGUUGAUGUACUCAAAUUCGAUUUUCCUACAGUUGAGCAACGACUAAGACUUAUCUUGAUCUUUCUGCUCACUAAAAGUGAUUUUGUUUUCAUCUACAAAUUCCGUCCCAAUCUACCUUUCGGUCUUCAUUUUAUCGUCUCAUCGCCAGACGGUAUGUCAGAGGCCCACUUUGACCGAUUAUUGGAGUGCGCCAGAGUCUCUCCUACCAACAAGCCCCUGGUCAUCAGCUUGUCUGGUCUGCUUGGUGCGCGUCUUAUCGAGCCCGAUGUGAGUUUGCCAGCCCAGCAUCCCAUCUUAUUUGCCUUAUGGUACAUUCUAUUUCGUAAUCGCCAGUACCCCAUCUAUCCGCCAAACCAUCCUGAGGAUCCGCCCAGUGGACUUUCCAUCCUUUCCCAAUUGCCAACCUUCAGUAACGCUCGUAAAGACAUACAGGACUACCUUCCUUUCAAGGGAAAGCGACCCGACAGAGUGGACGACAACUGUUAUGCUCUUUCCAGAUGGUCUCCUUACCUAUACGAUCUGAUUGAGGUCUGUACAUCCUUUUUAUACUAA